UCUCAAUAGUCCACGACCUCGUUUUGAGUAUCUAGUAAAGAGCUUCAAAUUGAAGCGUGCAUGAGUUACCUUAGCCAGCUACCUUACGGAGUACAUGUGAGCGAGUUACAAGCCUGCUUCAAAACCUUUGAGGUGUCUUAUCGAUAAGGACGAGAUAAGAUAAACCCCACCACGAUGGUAAUUUUUUUCUCACAGUCGCUCAGAGUCGGUGGAUGUUGGAGAAUUCGCUUUGCGCAUACCAACCCGACUUUUCCCAGUCGAUAAGUCUUGAUAUUUCAAAAGUUGAGCAAAUAUCCUGCCAACUUCGACAGCCAGCUUGCAUUUGAAAGCGUGCGCGCAAUAUACCCCGUCACAAGUGACUUCCUGAAGAAGCCACUACUGUCUUCAAGAUGUCAAUGAUCACAACAUCAACCUGGGUGCCCCGAGGCUUCGCGGCACCAUUCCCCUCAAAAUACACCUUUGACGAGUCCGAGUAUGAGCGCAUUGCCGAACUCGCCAAGCUCCAGCUGGACGACGCCGAAGAGGAUCUGAGGGAAGCGCAGGACGAGGAGGAGGGCGCCGACAAGCCUGCCGACGAGGAUGCGACAACAGGCGCAUCUGGCAAGAAGGCCGAGCAACUACCUUGUAGGGUCAAUAUCAACGACGACGAUCUGAAGGAGUACGACCUUGAGCACUACGACGAUACCGACGAAGAGGACGAGGAAAGGGUCGGUCAAGGCGAGGGCAUGGCCAUGUUCGGUAACAUCAAAUCUCUAGCCUACUACGAAUCGAAUAAGGAUGAUCCGUACAUCACCCUGCCCGCCAACGGCGGGCCGGACGACGACGAUGAGGACCGCGAGGACCUGCAGAUCCUAGCGACCGACAACCUCCUGCUCGCUGCCAAGGUCGAGGACGAGAUGGCUCACCUUGAGGUCUACGUCUACGAGGACGCCGCCGACAACCUCUAUGUUCACCACGACAUCAUGCUGCCCGCGAUCCCCCUUUGCGUUGAGUGGCUCGACAUUCCCGUUCAAAAGGCCGGCGUCGACAAGGACUCGACGGCCAACUUCGUCGCCAUCGGCACGAUGGACCCCGAUAUCGAGGUCUGGGAUCUCGACACGGUAGACUCCUUGUACCCUAACGCCAUCCUCGGCCAGGCCGGCGAGGGCUCAGAAGAGAAGAAGAAGCAGAAGAAGAAGAAGAAGGCCAAGAAAGCCAAUGACGAGUACCACGUCGAUGCCGUCCUCGCCCUUGCCGCGAACAGAAAACACAGGAAUCUGCUGGCCUCUGCCUCCGCAGAUAAGACGGUGAAGCUUUGGGAUUUGCACACGGCCAAGUGCGCCAAGUCAUACACCUACCACACGGACAAGGUGUGCUCUCUCGCGUGGCACUCGGUCGAGUCCACUGUGUUGCUGAGUGGCAGCUAUGACAGAACAGUUGUCGCCGCAGACAUGAGAGCUCCCGAAGCCAAGGCCCCUAGAUGGGGUGUUGAAAGCGACGUCGAGAACAUCCGCUGGGACCCUCACGACCCCAACUACUUCUACGUCUCCACGGAAAACGGAAUCAUCCACUUCAACGAUAUUCGCAAUGCGCCGUCAACCCCUGAGGCGACCAAGGCCGUAUGGACCUUGCAGGCACACGACGAGUCUGUUUCGUCCUUCGACAUCAACCCCAUCGUGCCCGGCUUCAUGGCCACUGGCUCAACGGACAAGACGGUGAAGCUGUGGAACAUCCAGGCCAGCGGCCCUUCCAUGGUUGUCUCUCGCAACCUGGACGUUGGCAAGAUCUUCUCGACGCAGUUUGCGCCCGAUUCCGAGGUGGCUUUCAGACUCGCCGUUGCUGGCAGCCGCGGAACCAUGCAUGUAUGGGACACUAGCACCAACGCCGCCGUUCGACACGCGUUCGCCGAGCGUGUCCCGCAAAAGCCGGAGGGCGUCGAGGAAGACCGUCUUGUUGGCGUUCUUGAUGAUGAUAGCAGCUCCAGUGAGGACGAAGGAGAGGAGGGUGAGCAGGAUGGCGAUUCGAUGGACGAGGAUGAGGACUAGGGUAGACGCUAAUCAACAUGGAUGGGGAAUUUUCCCGCAGGCUUGGCCAGAUGGAUCGAAACCGCAGGCCCAAAUAGUCUCCGGCGCCCGCCCAAAACUUAGAAACUCGUAGGCCACAAACAUCACACUGAUGAUGACGACUCUGGGCCGGCGUUGUUGAAAACAGCGAAGGAAGUAGACGGCCUGUAUCAAUCAGGUGGAGAACAGCCUUUCAGUGUAGAAGUUAGUCUCAAGUCGUCCGAAGUUAAAUGCCGUCGUCUGAACAGCAUCAAGCAU
This is a messenger RNA of Colletotrichum acutatum, 2300 nucleotides long. RefSeq names its product WD repeat domain-containing protein. The coding region runs from base 390 to 2024 and encodes 544 amino acids. Gene Ontology annotation, cellular component: nucleus. Gene Ontology annotation, molecular function: protein binding. Lineage: Eukaryota; Fungi; Ascomycota; Sordariomycetes; Glomerellales; Glomerellaceae. The record is from RefSeq and is a predicted model, not a curated record. Gene Ontology annotation, biological process: rRNA processing. The transcript is spliced from 3 exons.